GAUUUAACUGAUAUAGUGUACUGUUCUAUAUUUACAUAUCACAACAAAAGUAAAUCCUAAAACAAUCUGAGGCUCAUACUAUCCUUACAACAAGGCUUAUGAACCCUUAAAUAAGUGAAUAUAUUUUUCGACGGAACGUGAAGACCAAUAACACAUGCAUUAUGCUUCACACCAAAGAUGAGUUUGAUAACCUAAUGAAUGCAGUUAAACAGUUAUUGAACCGUACCGUGUUUGAGAAGAUUGCUUGUACCGUACGUGGUAAGACUCGAACGAUUUUUCACGACAGAACUUAGUUAUUCAUUAAUGAGCCAGCAGUAAAAUGACCUUUAGGUUAUUACGAGUGGAAAAUUGUCUGAUAUCUGAAGUGUUGAACCUAUUAGGCGUAGAGUAACUUUAAUUGUGUGUUAACAGAUAAUACUGUCUAGAAGUUCUAAUAUUCUUCUCUAUACUGAGUGUCAUUUAGCAACGUAACAAUAACUUAAUGUGUCGACUACCUGUAAUGUCUUUUAAUAUCAGUGCCUUUAAGAGCUUUAGUUCAAUAAUAGGGUUGUCAUUAGUAAUCAGUUACUUUACUCGGAUCCAGGUAAUCUAUCACACAGCACAACAGACAUUAUUUAUUUAUUUAUUUGAACACAUAAAUAUUGGUACAAGAGAGCGCCAAUAUAUAUGCGCCACACAAAACAAUGGGAAUUCGAAGAGAAGUAGAAAGAAAAAAAAAGAAGAAAAAAAAACUAAGGAACGCAAAAGAAAGAGAGAGUAAUGACGAAGAGGUACAAUCAGAAGAAAUCUUUCAGUUAAGGAAGAUACAACCACUUUUUAUGAAGAAAGUAAAAGAAGGUUACAGCAGGAUCGCCACUGGCUUCUAUUCUGAGCCAUAUCUGAUAACGUCUCUAGCCACUGUGUAGCACCAUCUCUCGGACCCCAGCCAGGGAGUCGUGAAGGACCAACACAAGCCAGUCCUUUGCAGCUUUCUUUCAUGCCACGACACCAUGUCAUGCACUGACCACCUCUCCGCUUCUUCCAACCAGUCCCAGAGUCGGCAAAUAAUGCACGACGUGGAAUUCUCUGGGACGACAUUCGGAGAACAUGUCCAAGCCACCGAAGUCGGUGUUUCAAGAUGGUCACACCAAUUGAGUUAUCAUCUCUGUGCCUGAACACACGAUGCCGAACCUCUGCAUUACUGACUUGGUGUUGCCACUGAAUGUCAGCAAUCCUUCGGAGACAGCGAUGAUCGAACACAGAGAGUCGUCUAACGUCCUCAACUCGGAGAGGCCAGGUUUCACAAGCAUAGAGCAAAACUGCUCUCACCGACGCGUUGUAGAUCCGACCUUUUACAACCAGACUAACAUCACGAAGGCGCCAAAGGUGGCCCAGAUUGGCAUAAGCCGCUCUGGCUUUCACUAUUCGUGCAUUGAUCUCAUCACUCACACCCCCACCAGCACUUAUGCAGCUACCCAGAUACACGAACUUCUCGACUACGUCUAUCUGCUCACCAUCCAGGGUGAGUACAGGAUUGGAAUCCUGCCAGUCUUGUAGAAGUACUUUGCACUUCGAAGGUGCAAAGCACAUACCAUACCUACGGACAUUGAUUGCCAACUGGUUAAGUGCGGAUUGCAUGCCUUGGGCAUUAUCGCACAGUAAGACAAUAUCGUCCGCAUACUCAAGGUCGAGAAGUCUUUCUCCAGGCAACAGAUCCACAUCACCAUUACUUACAUUCAUCAGAGCUGUUUCUAGAAUGUCAACGAUGGCAAAGUUGAAGAGGAAUGGUGAGAUUGGGCAACCCUGUCUAACCCCACUACUCGAAUGGAACAAUGGAGAAAGGUGGUUGUAUGCCCUCACUCUGCCUGAGGUGUUUUUAUACAGGGCUUUUAGGAUGUUAAUAAACUUCUCAGGCACACCCUUCUUCAAUAGACAAUCCCAGAGAACAGUCCUAUCCAACGAAUCGAAGGCAGCCCUGAUGUCAAGAAACACUACGAUUGUUGGCCUUUGAAAAGUAUGGCGGUGUUCUAACAUUUGGCGGAGGGUGAAGAUAUGAUCAAUACAUCCUCGACCAGAACGAAACCCAGCCUGCUCCUCGCGAGUCAAUCUUUCUCGGGUUUUGAACAACCUACGAAGAAUGACGGAAGCCAAUAGCUUGGACGCAAUCGGAAGUAAACUUAUCCCCCGAUAGUUGUUACAAGAACGACGUGAACCCUUUUUAAAGAUAGGGACAACUAUCGACUCAUUCCAUGACGUUGGUACAACAGACAUAAUAUCUCUCCUGAAUAAUACAAGGUUAAAGAAGUGGUCUGACCAUUCAGUAUAUCAAUGUAAAGUUGCAAAUAAGCGCAUCGAUUCAAAAAGCCACACUUUGUCACAGCACAAGAAGAGAAAAUCAAUAGAAAUGAACUGCGAUUCACGUGAACCAAAAGCAUAUAAUAAAUCACACGACCUUCCCCUAUCCACUAGCAAAAUAGACAUGUAUCAAUCAAAUCCAUUUUAAGCACUAUGUUGCUAUUGUAGUGUUUAUAAGACAAUAUUUUUCACCCGUUUUUAAAACAGUAUUACGUCAUUCAGGCAUUUCAGGAGCUAGACAAAAAUGUGUUACAACCAAAAGUAGAUUCAUAGCACUUGAAAACAUAAGAAGUACAGAUUAUGAACCUAAUAGAUUAUUUUGCAUGAUGGCUGACCAAAAUAUUUAUCAUCUUAUCCUCGGUCUCUAGAAAACUGUUAUGACGCACCGCAUCUAAGAGCCCACACUGAUACGUACUCUCCCUACACACAAGCUCGGCUACUUGAGAGAAAGAAGGUUAAUUGCUUAACCGAAUCGACUGCAUCUGCACUCAUUAAUAUGUAUCUGUCUCGAAGGAAAUUGAGCCUGGUGGCAUAUGUUUCAUCCCUUGGAAAAAUAUCGAUUCUUAUCCAAUCACAUGGACUUGUCGUUUGGCGAUUUCCGAUUGAGUCACUGUAUUAGAUUUACUAAGCGGGACGGUAAACGACCAAAACUAGUUAGGAAAUGUUAUAUUCGUCGAACAUUUCAUUCAAGAUAAAUAAAGCGGGUAGCCCGCAUAAAUACUACUCCAUUUAGCUUAAGUGAGAAUCGACCAGUCCUAAAGCAUUAUUGCACAUUUAAGAGAAAAGUACUUGAUAUAUUCACAAACUACUGCCUGUAGUAGGAUCUAACAAGAUAAGUAACAUAAACAGGAAUAUCGACUACAUGUGAUUAUUUUAACUGAUGAAAAGCGAAAGCUAGAUGGGUAAAAGUUGAUAUGAUAAGCAUCAAUAGUUUAAAGCUCCGUCUUUCAGUUAAUCACAGAAAUAAUACCCUGGAACGGUCUGUAACCAUAUGAACUGAGGUAUUCCGACUGAGUCAUAAAAACGACAGUGAUAUUUCAUGGGGUGUAAAAAUAGAUUAUAGGGGAAUGUAAAGUAAAAUGAUAGGAAAACCAGAUACGUUACCGUUCAGUCUUCUAGAAGACCAGAGUGGUGAAGACGAAAUCGAAAUUAGUCCCAUAGAUUUCGGGAAAAUCAGAAAUUUGAAACUACUGUACGUAGUAAAUAAGUUAAAAGUACAUGCUGAUGAUCUUUAGGGAAGAUCUCUAUCCAUUUGCGCACUUUGCAUAGGAUAAGUCUGGUGGACUGGUAAAUGUUUAUGACGUAUUUAGAUAUUGGCUUCUAUCACUAGUUUUUGAAGGGAACUAUAAGAAGUUUAUAUCAAGUUAGUGAAGCUAACUUUCCCACUUCCUUAACACUGAAAAUAAUUAAACUAUCGAAACCAAGCUCAACAGUAUGAUCAAUGGUGCUGCAAUGAAUAGAAACGAAUAACAAUUAGUUGUUUUUAAUAUUUAUACUCAUUUAUGGCCACUAAUUUUUUUGACUGACAACUAAUACACCCAUAUUUACUUCGUCGAAUAGCUUAAGAGUUCCAGUUUUCUGACAUAUUUUCGUUUGAAUGGUGAUUCACUUUUCUAAAAUCUAAUUAGUUAGGGUGUGAGGAUUGGUUCUGAGUAGAAUUAUUCAGCCCGACACCCUAAGCUAUUAGACCAUCAUAUAUGGAUCAAUCAAGAUAGCUCUGUUCUCCUAUUCAAUAUUGCAACCAACAUUUGUCUGGAGUGUAGAUUAUUUGAUUUGCAGAGAAAUUUAGAUCCCUAUUUAUCACUGAUUGGUAGAAAACUACGGAGUCACUUAUUUUACGGUACUUAAAAACUAAUUACUUCAAGAAUAUCCUGUGGAUACUUAUGUGUAGGAACUACGGAUUUAUCAAUAUUGAUUAAUUUACCAAUCGCAUUGUUUACUACUUAGAUGAAACAGAGUUUAUUAUGAAGAUUAUUAACGUAAUCUGUGGUUAUCUUUAGAAAAGAAAACACAGCUUUUGGUGUACAUGUUUAGUUGUAGUUGUGUGAAGUUAUUAAAUGCCGACAACUAAGUUGUUUUCUCGCUCCUCUCACAAAUCGUAUCAGCACUUUUCAUGGGAACUUUCCUAGAACUUGAACACGAAGAUUCUAGAUAUCUAUGGGGUUUUGAUACAGCGUUGGCAGAUUUCGCUCAACAGACCAACGAAAUCGAUCUAACAGUGAACACUAGUAACGGGUUCAAAGUACAGUUAGAAUUAAGAUGACACAAUCAAAUAAUACUAUCAUGGCUAUUAAUGCAUAAUAUAUAGUAGUCAGUUUUGUACGCUAAGUUUAAGUAGUACGGAGAUUAUCAAGAGAUUAGCACUGGGUCCUUAAACUAUAAGGAUAAAGGUACAUUUGACGCGGGAAGCUCAUAAAAAUGGUUAAUUACGGGUUUUAUAGUCACUGCACUCGUCUUCAAUUAAAAAAUCAAUUGUUAGCUAAGUUAUCGCUCCAUGAAUGAAUUUCUUGUUUGC
Messenger RNA from Schistosoma bovis, 4849 nucleotides. Lineage: Eukaryota; Metazoa; Platyhelminthes; Trematoda; Strigeidida; Schistosomatidae. The record is from the annotation of a GenBank genome assembly.